AUGGGUCGUAAUCUUUUCAAGGGGAAGAUUAAAAAUAUAGCAACAAAAAGGAAAAGCAUGAGUAGAAGGAUGGAAAAUGUGAGAUUACAUAAAAGGAUCAUCUUAGCAGAUAUUCAGAAUAUUAAAACUAGUGAACUUUCAUUACUGGACGACUCUAUUGACAAUACAAAUAUACAAAGAACUUUAUUUGCUACUUCAUCUGUUCUCUCCCCUAUGGAGUCACAACCAGGAUGUAGCUUUUGGGACGAAAGUAUUUCUAAAAGUAAAGUAGAUUCUGUUAACAAUUCACAAGGAAUACAUUUAGAAGUGGGAAACAGUAAUGAGGUCACUUUGUCUGGAAGGCGCAUAGUAGACAUAAAUUAUGUUUUUAAACAAAUACUGUCAGGGAAGAAACAUACCCCGUUUGACUGCAGUAUAAGCGAUAUGAAAGUAAUAAAUGAAUUUAGAAAUGGGUACAUAUCAACAUUUAUGCUGCAAUGUAAAAUGUGCAAUAUUAUAGAACAAAUACACACAGAAGAUCCAGGGAAUGUAGGCAAUGAUACGGAUAUUUUAAAUAUUAAUUCAGCAAUAACGCUUGGAGCUAUUUCCACAGGAAUUGGUUAUUCAACGUUAGAAGAAAUGUUUGCUGCCAUAAAUAUGCCGUCAAUGGCGGAAAAAAAGAAAACGAAAAGCAGCUCAAAAAAUUGCUUGGUUCCAAUAGUGCUACGAAAAGAAUUAGAAAAAAAUUCAAAGAGGUUAAGAAUAUGUAUAAAUAAGGCUAUUAAACAUAGAAUAGCAGAAGAUAUUCCAAUGGUUAAAAAAAUAGAGUACCUUAGGAAAGACAUCUUAAACGUACCUUCGCACGUAUUUGGGGAGCACGCACAGUGCAAAGAAAUUAAAUAUUUUAAAUGCAGUGAAACGAAUAAACCAGAAACUAAUUUAAUUCCAGCUAUGACUGACUGCGGUUUAUACAGAGAUAUUCACAUAUUUUUAAACCGGCUACUUAUUAAUGUAGAUAGUCUUAUUGCUGACCUGGAUACAAAUGUCGCAGAACAUUAUAAUUCUGUAGUAUGCAAAUUUGUUGGAGGGAAAAGGGUUAAUUUUUCCAAACGUCGGUCAUAUCAAAGUAGAUGUGAAGCGGCAUGUAUUUCUUUUAAUAAAGGUGCUGAUUAUUACGGUUCAAUUCAUAAGAAUUAUAUUGUCCGAAGUCCAAACAUAUUUACGCAAAAAUAUAUGGAAAAAGUUAACAGAAGACGAAUGAGAUAUAGAGAGAUGAAAAAACAAAGAAAAGCUCGAAGACAACUAUUACGAUCUAAAAGAGAAAAUGCUCCUGCUGAUAAGCACUACGGUGCAACUGCAGAAAACAUUUACUUUGAUGAAGCGUUUUGGAAAACAAUGCUAAAAAAAUUAGAAAUAUUUUAUUUUAAAUGUAUUCUUCCAGAAUUAUUAGAUUCCAGAAUGCGCAGGGGACUUGAAAUGAGAAAAAUAUUUUUACAAGGAAAAGAGAAUAUAUGCAAAUGA
Molecule: messenger RNA, 1500 nt
Organism: Psylliodes chrysocephalus
Lineage: Eukaryota; Metazoa; Arthropoda; Insecta; Coleoptera; Chrysomelidae
Source: the annotation of a GenBank genome assembly